CUGCUUCACCGACUGACUAACAAAGAACAAGUGAGGUUGCAGGGUGUGGCUCAGGAAUUCUCCACAGACCUCUCUCUCUCUCGCUCGCUCGCGUUCUUUCACUCACUAUCUUUGUCUUUUAAAUAAGCGUCGGGUUUUUAACUCUGUGAUUAUACUACUCUGGGAAGCGUCGGGUUUUUAACUCUGUGACUAGACUACUCUGGGAAGCGUCGGGGUUUUAACUCUGUCACUAGACUACUCUGGGAAGCGUCGGGGUUUUAACUCUAUGACUAGACUACUCUGGGAAGCGUCGGGGUUUUUAACUCUGUGACUAGACUACUCUGGGAAGCGUCAGGGUUUUUAACUCUGUGACUAGACUACUCUGGGAAGCGUCGGGGUUUUAACUCUGUGACUAGACUACUCUGGGAAGCGUCAGGGUUUUUAACUCUGUGACUAGACUACUCUGGGAAGCGUCGGGUUUUUAACUCUGUGACUAGACUACUCUGGGAAGCGUCGGGGUUUUAACUCUGUGACUAGACUACUCUGGGAAGCGUCGGGUUUUUAACUCUGUGACUAGACUUCUCGGGGAUAUUUUCUCUCCACCACCAAACCUGUGUUGUAUUUUACCAUGGGAGUCGUAGGAGGAUUCAAAUGCAUCAAAUACCUGAUGUUCAUGUUCAACUUCCUCUUCUGGCUGGCAGGAACAGGAGUGUUGGCUGUAGGGCUGUGGCUGCGUUUUGACUCUCGGACUGAGGGACUGUUCAGUGGAGAGGACUCUCCUGUUGUCUUCUUCACCGGUGUGUACAUUCUGAUCGCUGCUGGGGCCUUGAUGAUGGUUGUUGGGUUCCUGGGCUGCUGUGGAGCCAUCAAGGAAUCCCCCUGCAUGCUCGGGCUGUUCUUCUUCUCCCUGUUGUUAAUCUUUGGGGCGGAGGUAGCAGCAGGGAUCUGGGGCCUCUCCAAUAAAGAUACGGUGGUGGAAGACAUCACAGAGUUCUACAAGCAGACUUACACUAACUACAUGAGCACCAAGCAGGAGGCCUUGAAGGAGACAUUACGCCUUAUACACUUUGGACUGAACUGCUGCGGCCUGACAGGCACGAUGAUUGACAGCGCCAGGGAGACCUGCCCAAAGAAGGAAGGACUGGAGGCUCUGAUUACCACGAGUUGUCCAACGGCCAUUGACGAGGUGUUCAACUCUAAACUCCAUAUCAUUGGAGGAGUGGGCAUCGGAAUUGGAGUCCUCAUGAUCUUUGGGAUGAUCUUCAGCAUGCUGCUGUGCUGCGCCAUCAGAAGGUCUCGUGACAUCAUGUAGACCCGGACUCUGCCCUUCCGUGCACUUAACUUAUCUGUGUGUCUGUCCUCAAUUGAUGUUAAACGCUCACUAGGUUUGUACUGCCAUUAGGAUUAGGGUUAGUUAGCAUUUUCAGCCAGCCAGCCAGUCAGCCAGCCAGCCAGCCAGCCAGCCAGCCAGCCAGUUAGUCAGCCAGCCAGCCAGCCAGUCAGUCAGUUAGUCAGCCAGUCAGCCAGCCAGUCAGUCAGUUAGUCAGCCAGUCAGCCAGCCAGUCAGCCAGUCAGCCAGCCAGCCAGUUAGUCAGCCAGUCAGUCAGUCAGUUAGUCAGCCAGCCAGCCAGCCAGUCAGCCAGUCAGCCAGUUAGUCAGCCAGUCAGUCAGUCAGCCAGUCAGCCAGCCAGUCAGUUAGUCAGCCAGUCAGCCAGUCAGCCAGCCAGCCAGUCAGCCAGCCAGCCAGCCAGCCAGUCAGCCAGCCAGUCAGCCAGUUAGUCAGCCAGCCAGCCAGCCUGCCAGCCAGCCAGCCAGCCAGCCAGCCAGCCAGUAAAGCUCUACCCUGGAUGGAAACUCAGUCUCCUGUGAAAGUGUGGAGCUGUACUGAGGUUUCAGGCUGUGUAACAUUAAUGUACUGUGAUCAGUGUAUCGUUUCAUCACUGAUAGAACCAAAACGCCUUAAAAUCUUGCAGAAUGUAAUCUGUUGUAUUUGCUUUAGAAACCUGACUAUGUUCCUCCUCAUAUUGCCUGUUUGUUCAGCGACAUGGACUGUAACAACUUUACGGCAGAGUACAGAUUUUAUAAAAUUUUUACUGCAACUAUUUUGAUGAACAAAAGUUGUGUAUUUUCUUUGAAUUGCCAAAUAAAAUAAAGUAAUAUGGAUGUUG
Molecule: messenger RNA, 2147 nt
Organism: Salmo salar (Atlantic salmon)
Lineage: Eukaryota; Metazoa; Chordata; Actinopteri; Salmoniformes; Salmonidae
Source: RefSeq, a predicted model, not a curated record